This is a messenger RNA of Beta vulgaris subsp. vulgaris (sugar beet), 1358 nucleotides long. RefSeq names its product long-chain-alcohol O-fatty-acyltransferase. Gene Ontology annotation, biological process: lipid metabolic process. NCBI's taxonomy places the organism in Eukaryota, Viridiplantae, Streptophyta, Magnoliopsida, Caryophyllales, Amaranthaceae. The coding region runs from base 89 to 1084 and encodes 331 amino acids. The record is from RefSeq and is a predicted model, not a curated record. The transcript has a single exon.
AAGACACCACAAUACCAAAACAUGUUAUUGUUACACAUAUAUCACUAUAUAUGCAUGCGUGCUAAGUUUUUGCACACCAAAAAAAAACAUGAUAGAAGAAGAAACACAAAAGUUUUCCAAGGCAUGUUUAGUAGUUUUAGCAUGUCUUUGUUACUCUUUCUUUAUACCUUCUAAACUUCCCAAAGGCAAAAUUAGGUUAUUUUCUCUCCUCCCGAUUUUCUCUCUCUUCACAAUACUCCCACUUUCUCUCUCUAGACCAAUUCCUAUUACUAUAAUAAGUUGGUUUAUAACAUGGUUAGCAAACUCUAAACUUCUUCUUUACUCCUUUAAUCUUGGACCAUUAUCAACCCAAAAAUCCUUAAUUAAUUUCAUAUUAAUUGCUGCAUUACCUAUUAAAAUAAAGAGAAAAGAUCCUCUACAUUGCACCCCACAAAACACUAGAAUACUACCCCCAAAUAAUUGGGUAAGAUCUUUCUUUUUUAUUCUUUUUGUAGUAAUUUAUGACUUUACAAAAAGUUGGAUUAUGUUUGGUUUUGCAUUAUUUCUUUUUAUUGAUUUAUGUUUUGCAAUUUGUGCAUUUCUUGUGGGACCCUUUGGUUUGGAGCUAGAAGAGCCGUCUGAUGAACCUUAUGCUUCAUCAUCACUACAAGAUUUUUGGGGUAAGAGGUGGAAUCGUAUGGUAUCUGAUACACUGCGUCACACAGUAUACAAACCCAUUAGGUUAACUUUUGUUAAAUUUGUGGGCUUAAAAUGGGCCCAAGUGAUGGCUACUAUGGCAACUUUUUUUGUAUCUGGGCUUGUACAUGAGCUUAUGUACUAUAAUGUGUCACGUGUUAGGCCCACAUGGGAAGUCACGUGCUAUUUUUUACUGCAUGGGGUAUGUGUGGUAAUUGAGAUGGCAUUGAAGAGGGAAUUGGGCUUGAAGUUGAAUUUACAUUGGGCUAUUUCAGGCCCAUUAACUGUUGGGUUUGUGAUGACUACAGGUUAUUGGUUGUUUUUCCCACCACUUUGGAGGAAUCAUAUUGAUGCUGAGUCAAUUGAGGAUAUUAAAACAUUUGGCAAGAAUUUGAAGAUGGUAUUUUAGAUGAUUUUAGAGAUAAUUAUGGUUGAUGCAACUUUGUGGUUGUAUUAGAUCUAUAUUUCCUCUUUUAAUGAAGGGAAGAAUAUGCAUAAAUAUAUAUAGGCAUUUAUGGAAUACUAGAAUAGUUCUUUAGUUUGUUUUUUUAGUUCUCAUUUUAAAUUGUUAUAUUUCUUUUUGGGUUUGUUUCCCUUUCUCAUUAUAAAGAGAAAAAAUAGUCUUAAUAGAUGCAUUAAUAUAUUGAAUGAUAUUGACACGUCAUAAUUUUGUGACGAUGAAA